This is a messenger RNA of Candidula unifasciata, 1140 nucleotides long. Lineage: Eukaryota; Metazoa; Mollusca; Gastropoda; Stylommatophora; Geomitridae. The record is from the annotation of a GenBank genome assembly.
AUGUGUCCUCAAACGGAACUUUCUGUUUACGAGAGGCAGCCCUCCCUGUCUCAAGUCAGAUGCCCGCAUACCAUGAUUCAUGCAGUGCGAUCCGUAUUCUUACAAGGUGACCAUAACCCUGGACUGGACUGUAUGAAUCUUCCAAGUAUAGAUGUAACAGAACGAUACAAUACAAUAUCUAUUGAACAUGCUUUCUCACAUAUGAAGAUCGACGGUGAACGUCUUUCGUGUCAUCAGGAUUCAGAUAAGGACACAAGUCAUUGCGACGGCAGCUGCAUGUCACCUGAUGAUGUCAGCAGCGAGACUGUAUGUGAAACUGGGUGUAUGAGGGAAGACAUUUCUUUAAGAAAUGAUUCACACUUUGACGACAUUUUGCGAGAUUCUGAAACUUGUGGGGGUAAACUCACGCACAUCAUUGAAAGUCUUUUUGAAGGGGACCAGGAUGGAGACAACAGUCUUCAUCUUAGCAUAAUUAACGGCUACAAGUCUUAUUCACGUCUGCUCAUAAACCUCGCUCCAGAUUUUGAUUGUUUGAAUCUUAGUAACAAUCUGAGACAGACGCCAUUGCACCUUGCAGUACUCACCCGGCAGCCAGAUAUAGUGCGACGUCUGGUGUGUGCAGGAGCGGCAGUCUUAGCUCAAGACCAGCAAGGAAACACGCCGCUGCACCUUGCCUGUGGGCUGGGUGAUAAGCAGUCUGUGAAACAUCUAUUAACGCCAGUUUUUUACGAAGAGACUCUAGAAAACAAAUACAGCAUUCCAUACCAGCGAAUUCCCCAAGAUCUGAGAAUUCGAAACUACGAGGGACAAACAUGCCUUCACAUUGCAGUUAGCGCCAGAAACUUUAAGGUUGUUCAAAUGCUAAUAGACACAGGGGCAGAUAUUAAUGUAGGUGACGGUAGAAGUGGCCGAAGUGUGCUACACCUCGCCGCCGACACUGGAGACACGGAAAUGGUUGAAAUGCUUUUGUCUACAAGGGGUAUCCAGAUAAACACAAGGGACUUUGCAGGUUUCACACCAGCACAACUUGCUUAUGGUCGGAGUCACACAGAAACAGCAAGACUGCUCUACAGCAUUACAGGUCACUAUGACGGGACACAUGUUGAUGAUGCUAUGCUAGAAGACAAUGCACAGCUCUAG